This is a messenger RNA of Ambispora gerdemannii, 300 nucleotides long. The record is from the annotation of a GenBank genome assembly. NCBI's taxonomy places the organism in Eukaryota, Fungi, Glomeromycota, Glomeromycetes, Archaeosporales, Ambisporaceae.
AUGGUAGUCAAAAUUAGUCAAAAAGAGCAGCAAAAACUUUCUGGAUUAAAAGAAUUAGAUAUUCAGCAGUGUAGUUUUUGUCAGCGGACUAACCUGCUCAACCUUGGAGUAGCGAGGAAUAUUUUGGACUGUCAUUUGUAUCAGGAGUUGCCAAGAGUGAGACCAAUUAAAGUAGUGAAGCCGAACCGGAGUUAUGAUAAGUGUGCUUGUUAUUGUUGUGGGGAAGAACUAGCAGGAGCCAUGUGUGGGGAAGAAGUUUAUUGGGGUGCUUUCACCCAGCAAAAGGAAGACUUGGCGGAA